CAACCUCCCCUCCUCUCACAUAAAUCCAUCCCCCUCUCGCUUCCCUUCUUUCACUCCUCCAUCCCACCCACAAGAAACGAGAGACGAACCAACGCCAAAACCGGAACUCCUCCCCUCUCUCCUCCUCCCUUCUUUCGGCUUCUCUUCUCUUGGAUCUCUCCUCUCUCUUCUCGCUAGUUACUAGCACUGCACUAUUACACUAUGGGUAGGUCUCCAUGUUGUGAGAAGGCUCACACCAACAAGGGAGCUUGGACAAAAGAGGAGGACCAACGGCUCAUCGCCUACAUCAAAGCCCAUGGAGAAGGCUGCUGGAGAUCCCUCCCCAAGGCUGCAGGUUUGCUUCGAUGUGGCAAGAGCUGCCGUCUCCGGUGGAUAAACUACCUCCGGCCCGAUCUUAAGCGUGGUAAUUUCACCGAGGAAGAAGACGAGCUCAUCAUCAAGCUCCAUGCCUUGCUUGGUAACAAAUGGUCUCUGAUAGCCGGGAGGCUACCAGGACGGACCGACAACGAGAUCAAGAACUACUGGAACACCCACAUCAAGCGGAAGCUCCUUUCCCAAGGCCUCGACCCCCAGACUCACCGGCCGGUCCGCUGCGCCGCCCCCUUCGCCAUCCCUCAGCAACAAGAGGCCCCCACCGCCGUCGCCAAGCCCGUGAACUCCGCCGACGAGGGCCAAAGCUGCGGCACCAGCCUCGACGAGGACCGCAUCCCGGACCUCAAUUUAGCCCUCUCUAUCAGCCUCCCUUACCACUCUCCCAGAAGGUCCUCCUCACCUUCAGAGGCCUCAGCAACAACACCAGCCGCAGCAACGUCCAGAAGUAGUUACCCUCAACCCAUCUGCUUAUGUUGCCAUCUCGGAUUUCAAAGCAGCGAAGCUUGCGGUUGCCAAACUUUUCCAAACUCACACUCGCAUGUCUAUAGGUACAUUAGACCAUUGGAAGAAGGGCAGCACAUAAAUUACUCUAGUAAUUAAGCUUGUGUUGCACUCUUCUUUCUUGAUCAUAUUAGCCCACAGAGAUGAGAAAAUAUGUUUUGGCUCUGACAUGCUCUAGACCAAGACUCCCCUCUGUUCAUAUCAUACACUAUUAUUGUAUGCAGUCUUCAGUAGUUUGGGUGCACAAAAACCGAAGCUAAGCAUGAUAAGGUUUGUGUGAAA
Molecule: messenger RNA, 1155 nt
Organism: Phoenix dactylifera (date palm)
Lineage: Eukaryota; Viridiplantae; Streptophyta; Magnoliopsida; Arecales; Arecaceae
Product: myb-related protein 308-like
Source: RefSeq, a predicted model, not a curated record